UAUUUUUUUUUUCUCAUAUUUGUAUUUCAAAUUCCCAUUCUCUCUAUUUCUGAAUCCAUUAAAAUUCCCAUAAUUUUCAUUCUUGCUUUUCUCGCCCUGUUUCAGGAGAAAUAAAUAAAUAACAAAAGAAGAAGAAGAAGACGAAGAUGAAACCAGAUAUUUUGGAGCUUCAACCGCACGACCUGCAGUUCAAUUUUGAACUGAAGAAACAAAGCUCAUGUGCUGUUCAAAUGAUCAAUAAAACCAAUCAACAUGUUGCUUUUAAGAUAAAAACUACCAAUCCCAAGAAGUAUUGUGUCAGACCGAAUACUGGAGUUAUUGAUCCAAAUUCCUCAUGCGAUUUUACAGUUACUAUGCAAGCACAAAAGGUAGCUCCUCCUGACAUGAUCUGCAGGGACAAAUUCUUAGUUCAAAGUACCUUUGUCUCAGAGGGGACAAAGGAGGAGGAUGUGACAUCUGAAACGUUUGCCAAAGAGGAUGGUAAACUUGUUGAUGAAAAGAGGCUUAAAGUGAUUCUUAUUCCCACACCAGACUCUCCAGAAUCCUCGCCAACUAAUGGAACAAUGAAGAUUGUGCACAGUAAUGAAAGCAGAGAGUUGAAAGAUGACACAAUCCAGAAAGAUAGCUCUCAACCCAAGGUUGAUGGGGGCAUGGAAGUGUUCAAAGUAGAGGGUGAAAGUGUAGAGGCAACACGGAGGGAAGACUCGGUGAUAGAGAAAGAAGCUGUAAAAAGGAACAAAGAAACUGUAAAAAGGAACGAAGAACUUGUAGAAAGGAACGAAGAACCCGUAGAAAGGAACGAAGAACCCGUAAAAAGGAAUGAAGAACCUGUAAAACAGAGCCAGGAAUUUAUGAAAAGAAAUGAAGAGUUUGUGCAGAUAAACGAUACAGAAGAGUUGGUAUUAGCAAAAAAUGUUGAAGAGAUGAAGUUAAAAGUGAAAGAACUUGAGGUUAAGCUUAAUGAGGCUAAAGCAACUAUUCUACAUCUAUCAGAAGAAAAAAGAUUAGCUACUCAAGAGAAGCACUUCUUACAGGGAGAAUUGGAUUUGCUGAGAAGUAAGAGACACAGAGCUCAGGUUGGAUUUCCGUUGCUGUAUGUUUUUAUGGUGGCGCUUGUGAGCCUUUAUCUUGGAUACUUGUUGCAUCAUUGACCAACAAAUACCCGGAGUGCCUCUUAUGUUUAUAUAUAUGUGCAAGUUUUUAAUAAAGCCUUCCCUGCUAGAAAAUGCUCUGGUUUUUCUGUUGUGUAGAGGCAAUCAGUUGCUCUUUUGUGACUGUCAAUAGAUUGAUCAGUUAUCCCUCAUCAUGAUUUCUUUAAUAGAACUUUAUCUAGAAUACAACCGAAAUUGAAAGAUUUGUAUGAUAAUAGUAUAAAAUGAUGUAGGCAUGAUGUAGGCAUGAUAUAAACUUAGAGGCAAUGUGGAAUGGUGUGCUCUUGUUUUUACCACCUGGUAUCGCUCGCAUGUCUAAGAGAUUGGUCAUUUUAGCUGUUUA
Molecule: messenger RNA, 1494 nt
Organism: Erigeron canadensis
Lineage: Eukaryota; Viridiplantae; Streptophyta; Magnoliopsida; Asterales; Asteraceae
Product: vesicle-associated protein 1-2-like
Exons: 9
Coding region: 147-1151 (334 amino acids)
Biological process (GO): endoplasmic reticulum membrane organization
Cellular component (GO): endoplasmic reticulum membrane; plasma membrane
Source: RefSeq, a predicted model, not a curated record